Molecule: messenger RNA, 1956 nt
Organism: Phialemonium atrogriseum
Lineage: Eukaryota; Fungi; Ascomycota; Sordariomycetes; Cephalothecales; Cephalothecaceae
Product: protein OS-9
Exons: 1
Coding region: 140-1867 (575 amino acids)
Biological process (GO): retrograde protein transport, ER to cytosol; endoplasmic reticulum unfolded protein response
Cellular component (GO): endoplasmic reticulum lumen
Source: RefSeq, a predicted model, not a curated record
AUGAUGCCACCUUCCAAAUUCCAUAUCAACUGGCCAAAUAUUGAAUUCAGGUUAGCAUAGAUGUUGCCCCAACCAAACUGGCCUUAACCAACCCUCGUCUUCUGCUACAUGUGAGGGAGAAGAUGUCACCAGCGGCACAAUGCGCCGUCUAAAUCUUGUCCUGCUCGCCAGCCUGCAGCUCUGCAGAGCUCGCCAGCCUCGUUUCAGCGUCCACGAUGACCUGCUAGCUUAUCCUCAGUUUGAGAUAGUCUUCCCAGAUUCAUACAUCUCCGAGUCCGACGCGCUGGCCCUCCUCCGAAGCGCUGGAGAUCCCCAUCCGACAUAUGCCGCCGAAUUCUCCUCGCCGUCCGAUCUCACGAGCAAGUUCGCCGCCGACCUCAGCCGCAGCGGAGGAGAUGCCGACGACGGCAGUUCGCAGGUCUCCGAGACAUACGAGUUCAUCAAUGCACCGCCGUCGCGGUACCUCUGCGCGAUUCCGGUCCUAGCGCCGCCGCCCGCCCCGAACCAGACGGCCAACGAGCUGGCAAGGGAAGAGGAGGAACGAGAGCUCAGUCGAGCAUCGGCCAAGGGCUGGGAGCUGAUGAGCGGUCUCGAUGGCCAAUGCCUCUACUUUGUAUCAGGCUGGUGGAGCUAUAGCUUCUGCUACGGCAAGGAGAUUGUACAGUUCCAUUCGCUGCCGGCCAGCGGCAAGAGCGGCGGGCCGCCGACGAGGGACCCAAAGAGCUCGGAAUACGUCCUGGGGAGGGCGCUUCACGACAGUCACCAGCUAGACCACACACGGUCGGACCACCAGCGGCACGCGAACGAACGGACAGGGCAGCAGCAACAUGACGCCCCGGGCGGCGGUGCCGACGCCAACACACCCUCGACCAUCCACCCCCCUCCCAACACGGAGCUCCUGGUCAAGGACAACCAGCGCUAUCUGGUGCAGCGGCUCGACGGCGGCACCCUGUGCGACCUGACGGGCCGCGAGCGCACCAUCGAGGUGCAGUACCACUGCGCGCCGCACCUCACCGGCGACCGCAUCGGCUGGAUCAAGGAGGUGACGGCCUGCGCGUACCUCAUGGUCGUCCAGACGCCGCGCCUGUGCAGCGACGCCGCCUUCCUGCCCCCCAAGGACGCCCGCGCCCACCCCAUCAGCUGCCGCGCCGUCCUCGGCACCGACGAGGAGGCCGAGCGCUGGCGCGCCGCCAAGAACAACGCCGAGGCCGCCGAGAUGAUGAUCGGCAGCGGCGCCAAGGACAACACGCCGCAGCCGCACAAGGCCGGCGGCGGCAAGGCCAAUAGCGGCAAGAUGAAGAGCAAGAGCCACCUGUACAGCCAGAGCCAGAACCAGCACGCCGGCGCGACCAUCGGCGGCGUCGUGGUGGGCGGGCGCCGGGUGCUCGGGACCGGGACCGACGGGAAGCCUGCGGCCCGUCUGCCUCCACCGCGGCGGUUCGCGUCGUGGGGCGGUGCGGGGGGGCCCCUGGUGGAGGUGCUGGCCAAGGCGAACAGCAAGGCCGAGGGCGGCGGGCUGGAGCUGCUGAGCGACGAGGAGCUGAAGAACCUGGACCUCAACCCCGAGACCGUCGAGGAGCUGCGCCGGGAGCUGCAGAAGAUGGCCGGCGACAGGGGGUGGAAGCUCGAGGUCGUCGAGGUGCCCGGCGAGAACCUCGAGUUCAGGGGCGUCGUGGAGGAAGAUGACGGGGACGACGACGACGACGACGACGGGGACGACGGGGCCGUGGCGGAGGGUUGGGCUGGGGGUGGUGGCGGGCGGGGACGAGAAGAGCGCCAUAACAAGGCGGGUAAGGGGGGUGGUGGUGGCGGUUACGAGGAGGAGGAUGAGGGUAGCGAGGAGAAGUUCUUCAGGGAAGAGCUGUGACGGGAUCGUCGUAAGUGGUUGGUGGGCAGUCUGGAGCCUCUUUAGAAUACAAGCAUGAUAUGAUAAUGGACGUGUUUUCCUGGCGUCUA